GUGUAUUUUUGCCUGUCGAAAAAUUGUUCUAGAACACCUGACACAGACACUUCUGUAUUCCCCACUGUACUAAAAACUAACGUCAAGUGACCUCCUGUACCCCUCCUCUUCUCCAGCUCAAGCAAAGCAUCCCAAAUUAUGGCCGGAAGCGGAAGUAAUACUCUCCGCGAACAAACAGCGGAUCAUGACAAUCCGCUCAAGACCGCGGCGAUUUUCCUCACGCCACUGAUAAUCGCCACCGCCUGCACCCUCGCCAGAUCCGAUUUCGACCCACAAGCGGCCCAGCACCAAUCGGCGAUAACCUCGAUUUUGACUUUAUAUUUCCUCCAGUUCUCCGCCGUCGGCGGCUUUUUCGCGCUGUUCAACUCCGCGGAGCAGGGGAUUGGCGGAGAAUGGGUCCGCGGCCUCGCGAUGAUUCCGGACAUCUUCGCGACGGUGGGGGGGAUGAUCUCGGCGUUACCGAUCGUGUAUGAAUUACAAAAGCAUGGUACUAGUAUGAAUUGCAUUACAAACUUCCUCAGCAUGAGAAAUGGAAUCUGUGAUGCUGUCCGACCUUCAGAAAAAGAUUUGUAAUGCAUAACUGCAAUCACAACGAGUACGAUACUUUUGCACUGCAUAUUGUGAUUCCCUUUUUCGAGCACUGCUUCUACUGGUAUUAUUACAUUUUCAGCACCCCGGCGCACGCAGCCUGCUCGUUUCUGGACCCGACGAUGCAGGCGGGAACCGUUGCGGAACUGGCAUUAGCGAAGGCGAGUGGGUAUCAACUGCAAAUAUGUCUGGGUCUGGAAACUUGUGAUGCUGAAAUGUGCAUGACUGAAAUAUUUUCCAAUGCCGCCAAGCAUGACAAUUCUCCCGGACACUUUCUCAUGCGCAGUCCGCAUGAGAAACUGCGCUUUUGUAUGACAAAAGGAGGCGUCGUUUUGUUAGUCAUGCAAUACAGAUUUUACAGGUAUGUAGGACUAGCAUUACAAGUUUAAUGCUGCCAGACCCAGAUAUAUUUGCAAUGCAUAGUGGAAAUAGUUCCGAAGACGUGUUGAACACGUCUUACCCCGCGUCCGUUCUGAGCUACUUCCUCGGUGACUUCAUCUCCUUCUCUUUGCCAGUCGGGUUAUUAGUGAUCAACGACCCGGAUUCGCAUCGGUAUUUAUUACUCGGUUUGAUCCCUGGGUUGGUGGCGAUCCCGGUGACGUGUUUCGUCUGCUAUUUGAUUUUGUAUCUAGAGCAGAUGAACAACGGUCUUGGGUACGUUCUGGUGAACAGCAAAAUCGAGCCGUCGCCCGUGUUGGAUUGGGAACUGCGGAUAGACUUGGUAGCCUCGACGAUUCAGGUAAUUUCGCCCUGCUGGAUUCUCGCUGCGGUGAUGGGCUUGUUUUUGUACUUGCAGCCGCCAGGGGGGGCGGGAAAGGAUAAGAACAUCAAGGGUAAUAUUAGUAGUGCUGCACCUUUAGUACCACCAUCAAGUACUACACCUGCACCCCCGAUUCUCGCACGCACGAAUUCCAACGAAGCUGCUAUAGGAAGGAGACUCUCCCCACGAGGAUCAGAACGGCAAUUCGGGUCUCUAACAAGCAACGCCCGACUGACCCAAGCGAACUCGGUCGAAUUCUUCACGCCUUUACCCCUCCCGCCGGCAACAAUCAAGAGUCACCCUCAAUUGAAGACCAUCUUACAACUACCCGAGGGAGAGGGGACGAAGCAGAUACCAAAGUUGUCAGACGGGGCGGCGGAUGAGACAAGAACGCCCGAAAUUAUGAACUACACGCCUCCUGGGCGGGACGCAGAAGCUGUGAGAACGCCCCAAAUCCACGAAUUCUUCGAGGGUAUCCUAACGCCGAGCAGCAUCACGAAAGGGAGCGUGGUGGGGUUCCAGGAUAAUCUUGAAGAACUGGAAGACACUGGUACAACCUUCGAUCUGACCAAUGUCUAUCCAGAACCAGCAUCAGAAACAAGGCAAAUCAUUCCGCAGCUGAGCGACCGCCCUUCCACGGCCUUCACCAGCAAUGCCGGAAGUGGUUUGGAUUCCAGCCCCGGUGGAAACAUCAAUAGCAGUAUAGCAACAGGAGAGCGGCAGCAGAAAACCAUCAGUUUUGAAUCUAAACCACCAGUGGGGUUGAAAUCUGCGGACAACCUUGAUGUCCCGGACAGUUUUGGAGAGGACGCAGGAACAACCUACCCUGUCGCGGCGAAUGACAAGCCGGAGGAUUUACUCGUCAUCACCCUUUUUGUCGGCUUUGGCACCAUGCUCAACUACUAUCCACAGUAAACGUCCCGUACACGACGUACAAAUGCUGCUGCUGCAUGACAAAAGUUCCACUCGAUCUCAGUCAGCAUCACAAGUUUUACACUCCAAGUUAGCGAAAUUUGUCAUGCAUUUGUACUACAUGUACGGGAAAUUUGUAUUGCAUAACUACUUCCUGCGUUUCAUGUUCCUCAUCUCCGCGUUACAGCAUAUAGGCGGUUGCAUCUGGAUUUUCCAAACCUUUCUCCCCGACUACCCGGAACUCCAAUUGCAGCCAUUGUUAAAAACUUCCUCCAACGCCGUUUUCUUCCGGUACAGCGAGUCUACCGGGUUGGAUGUCGCGGCGAGUAUCGGGAUUGCGGUCUCCGGGAUGCUGCCGUUUAUGUUUUUACUCCGGGAGAAGUGUAUCUACAGCAUCUGUCGGGUUGGGAAAUUUAUCGGGUUUCACGACGAAGAGGGUUUUGGGAUUUUGGGGAUCGUGGGGUCUCUGUCGAGCAUGAUCGUCUUGUUCACCAUGCUCCCACGAAUCGCACCGAAAGAAGCAGUCGCGGCCGUCGCGUUUUCCAUUCCGGCAGCAUACAGUCUCGGCGGACACUUGGCGUUUUCUUCAAUCUACCAACCACCACUGUGUGUUCCGUUAUUAAUCGGAAAAUUGAUCGGAGGGGUUUUUGCGAUGGGACUUGCGCGGUUGACGACGUGUAGAUUAGUGGAGGAGGAUCAGAAAGAACACUCGCCGGAAACGGUGGCUAGGAGAGUACACUCUUCCGAGUUUUACGGGGCGCAGCGCAGGACAACCUUGUUUAGACUCGGUGGGGAUGAGGAUAGUGUGCGCUUUUCCGGUCGGGAUAAUUACGAUAGCAUCAGGUCUGGGAUCGGAAGGAGAAGUUCCAGGCGGAGUAAAAGGGUCAGGAGUACCGUCGGUGGUUUUUCGCCCCCUCCUCCAGGCUCGGGAACUACCAGUGCUGCUGCUAACACCCGGAAGUCCGCGGCUUUGAAGGAGUAUCUUUUAAGUUUAGAAUCCACCGAGUUUUUUGAUAAUUUGGAGGCAGACCUGGAGGAAGAUGAGGUGGAAAAUAAAUCGGAUAAUUCAUCCGACGAAGAUGAUCCUCAAAUACAAACCGCGAAGACCAAAGAAAUCCCCGCGCGCUUCGACCCGGAAUCGGCGGAGAGCGACGAGAACAACUCCGGGAGUAACUACGAGGCUGCAGGAACUACUUCUUUUCGUGGUUCAAGUAAAGACAAGACUACGCCGCCGCGCAAGUCGAAAGUGGCGAGGAGGAGGUUUAAGAAGGGCGCUUUGGUUGCGAGGAUGAUCAAAUUGCUCGAAAAGGAAGGAAAUGCAAUGUACAAGCAGAAAGGACGUCGAGGUCGAGCCAGAGAAGUAGAACUGAGUCCACGAGAAGUUCUUGUAGAUGCUGCUGGUAUCAAGACUGCAGAGGAAAAGCGGGUCCUCGCUGGAACAACGAAACAGCGCACAGAAAUAACAGCUGCAGCGCAGAACCUACAGCAGCAGAAGUCCCCUCGUUUUGACCAACACCCCCACCAGCAGUCACCGGUGAGGGUUAUGGAUCCACGGGCGCGGGGCUUCGAGCAACACAAUCCACUAUCGCCUCGUUUCCACCACCGGAAAUCCGCGUUUGUCUUCGGGGGCGACGAAGUUGUUCCGCUCUCUGACGUCGACUCGGAUGUUUCUUCGAUCGACGCAGCGCGUGUGAUUAAAAAUGCGCGCAACGUCCAUGUAUAUGGAAAUCACCACUUGCCCGGAGUUUCCCUUCCCCGUGUGAACAACAUGUGCAAUCACAUGAGUGUGUACGAUUCGCACACGCAGAAACUUCUGUCCGAUCGGGUGCGGAACGUGAUGAAGCGACUGCAGGUAAUUGGGGCAAGGACUUCGAAGGAGGGAGAAGGUGUUGAUGGGACAACAUCCACCAGGGGGAAUGGGCAGCGCAGUAGAAGAACCGAUGGCAAAGCACCAUCGCUUACCAGCCGUGACACGGGUAGCGAAGCGGAGAUCAACAAUCCGGCUGCUGGUAGUCCUCCUGCAAAGAACUUGUCAUACAAAGCGCAGUUGCAGCAAACAAAAGCCAAGCUUCUUCGACAUCCAGGGUCUGGGUCAACAACCGGGACCGUGUUUUUGGAGCAAGGUAGUAACGGUAACCGUGAUAGCGACGCGAGCACUCUGUCCGCACCCUUGUUGCAACAGGAUUACGAAGAACUCCGAAGACGGGCUACAGCUGUGGGGUCUUUCACGAGAAACUCCGAUGACGGCAACAAUAGCGGUGUAUCGGAGACGGAACUGCAACGGUCAUUCGACGGCGUGGUGAAGGAUUUGCGACAAACUGUUCUGUAAAAUCGCAGUAUCAACGUAUAGGUAUAGGAGUCGUAAUUCGCAUCCAAUGAUUGUACUUGUACUAGAUUUUCGUGCACGCUUUGUGCAAAAAGCAACACGACCAAUUUGCUUGUCAAUCGUUGUGCUUCUGCUUACAUACCUGUAACGAUAGCACGAU
Amoebophrya sp. A120 is the source of this 4746-nucleotide messenger RNA. The record is from the annotation of a GenBank genome assembly. NCBI's taxonomy places the organism in Eukaryota, Dinophyceae, Syndiniales, Amoebophryaceae.